Mytilus californianus (California mussel) is the source of this 1628-nucleotide messenger RNA. Its product is annotated as DNA primase large subunit-like. NCBI's taxonomy places the organism in Eukaryota, Metazoa, Mollusca, Bivalvia, Mytilida, Mytilidae. Gene Ontology annotation, biological process: DNA replication, synthesis of primer. The transcript is spliced from 12 exons. The record is from RefSeq and is a predicted model, not a curated record. Gene Ontology annotation, cellular component: alpha DNA polymerase:primase complex. The coding region runs from base 42 to 1589 and encodes 515 amino acids.
UUGUUUUGAGCGGGAAAGGCAAACAUCAAAAAGUCAACAAAAUGGAUUUUUCAGGAAACAGCAAAAAAUCUGGCCGAUCCACAAGAAAUAAGAAACAAUUCAACCGCGUUGGUCAUAACUUACAGUUCUACAAAAUCCCACCAACUGGGGAAAUAUCCUUGCAAGAGUUUGAAGAAUAUGCAAUUGACAGAUUAAAAGUAUUGAAAGCUGUUGAAGUAGCUGGGAUACGUCUCAUGAAGGGUUCCAAUGAAUACAUACAGAAACUACAAGAUGAGCUGAGAAAAACAUCACUAGGACAUGAUCUCAUACGGACGGACAAGAAAGAGGACAAAGACUUCAGACAGAAAGAUUUAGUAUCCCAUUUUAUUCUGAGACUUGCUUACUGUAGAUCAGAAGAAUUAAGAAGAUGGUUUAUGCAGCAGGAAUUGGAAUUGUUUCGAUUUCGUUUUCUAAGAGAAGGACCUGAUAGCAGGGAUGAAUUCCUUAGAGAAAACUGUCUGAAUUAUGAACCAAUCAGUGACGACUUAAAGACAGAAUUGGAUGCUGAACUACGAGCAGCAGCAGGGAGUAAAUCAGGAGUUGUGGAUACUAUUGAAUAUUUUAAGGUGCCCUUCACAGAAGUGUUUGAUUUAGUCAGUAAAAGAAAAGUAUAUUUAGAGGAUGGAUAUGCAUAUGUGUCUAGAGAUGAUAUGAUUUCCAUUGUCAUCACCCAUUAUAGAAGUCACCUGUCUCACUCAUUGGCUGUGACAACAAGAGCUCUCCCACACUUAGAGGAAGAUGGUCGUUUAUUGCCAAUGUUAUGUGGAUUAAGCAAGAGAUAUUUGGGUCAAGAUUUUAAUGCUAAAAAGUCCAAUGUUGGAGAAAUAACAGCUGAUAUGAUUGAAAUGCUCUCCAAGAAGUCCUUUCCUCUUUGUAUGCAGCAAUUACAUCAGUCAUUGAGACAGAAUCAUCAUUUACGCCAUGGAGGGAGGCAGCAGUAUGGACUUUUCCUCAAGGGCAUUGGUGUGUCCUUGGAGGAAGCAAUGAGAUUCUGGAGAACUGAGUUUUGUAAAGCUAUGGAUGUUGAUAAGUUUGAUAAGCAGUAUUCCUAUAAUAUUCGUCACAAUUAUGGAAAAGAAGGAAAAAGAACAAACUACACACCGUACAGCUGUAUGAAGAUAAUUACUACCAAUCCACCUGGACCAGGAGAUUUCCAUGGUUGUCCAUUUAAGCACAUGGAAGUCGACAUGUUAGCACAGAAACUCAGAGGUCAACACAUAUCAAAAGAUAAUGUUGAAAAGAUCACAAAAUGUGUAAAAACAGGUCACUACCAGAUAGCAUGUGCACAGUAUUUUGAAGCAACACAUAAUAUACGUAACCCUGAGGAUUCUGCCAGUAUAAACAUUAACCAUCCCAAUGGUUAUUUCCUUGACAGUUAUAAACUACUAAAUGGACCUAAAGAGGGUACCAAGCCAGUGCCAAACACACCAAAAGUGAUCAAAGUGAAAGUAGAAGGAACAGGUACCUCAUCAUCACAAACAAAUAAACAAACUGAUCUUAAUGAUAUGGAUGAUGAUGACCUGAUAGCCAGUAUGGAAACAGACAUGUGAUAUUUCUCAUUCUAUUUAUAAUAAAUAUAUAUUAUAUUG